GUCACACGCAAGGCACGAUGGCAGAAAAGAAUCGGCCGGCAGGUAGUAGCAGUAGUACGUACGGUGGUGGCCCAGUCGCAAGCUCCAACUAUACGAGUGGCUACGAUAGCAGUAGAAGUAGUAGCAGUAGUAGUAGUAAAAUGAGCACGUGGACGAGCACCCAGCAGCAAAGUAACGGUAGAGGUAACAGCGGCGAACCAACGAUACCUCGGGCAACGCUCGGUCACUCGGGCUGGUCGUCAACCCCGAAGCUUGAUAGGUCGUCCAGCAGCGAGGACGCCUCUUCCACGUACUACAGCAACACAGAGCAGCUGCUCGUCUCGAACAGGAGGCUGGACAGGUCGGAGGUGACCAGCGGUGGUGCGAGCAGCACCGAGUUCGAGGAGAGCAGUGAAUCCUCGGCGUCUGAAGAUCAGCAACAGCAGGAGGAUAGCAGUAGUUCACGCGAGGGAGCCUACAGCGAGACGAGCGCACUCGAGGCUGAGCUGCUCCUGGGGUACGGUGCUGCGUCGUCGGCCUUUGACGUGGUUCUCAACGCCAGCCUCGUUACCGACAACAAUCGCAACUUUAGCGAGUGGAACGCCAGCUUGUACAACGAGACCUACAUACUGGAGGGCGGUCUGCCUUCGGGCUACGCGCUGCCCCAGAUCAUAAUAGCCGGGUUCGUGGUCACGAUACUCAUGUUCAUCAUUGUGGUGGGUAACAUGCUCGUUAUAAUAGCCAUAGCGACGGAGAAAGCCCUAAAGAGCAGUCAGAACUGGUUCAUAGCCAGUCUGGCGGUGGCCGAUUUUUUUCUCGGCCUGGUGAUCAUGCCUUUCUCGUUGGCCAACGAGAUCAUGGGCUACUGGAUAUUCGGGUACUGGUGGUGUGACAUACACUCGGCGAUGGACGUACUGCUCUGCACCGCGAGUAUCAUGAAUUUGUGCCUGAUAAGUCUGGACAGGUACUGGAGCAUCACCCAGGCGAUCAGUUAUCUCAAGAAACGCACCCCAGCCAGAGCUGCGCUUAUGAUCACCCUCGUUUGGAUACUCUCGGCCGUCGUGUGCAUACCACCGCUGCUCGGUUGGAAAAGGACCGCGCCCGAAGAGGAGUACCCCAAGUGCAAGCUGUCGGAGGACCUCGGCUACGUACUCUACUCCGCCCUGGGCAGCUUCUACAUCCCAUCGUGCAUCAUGGUCUUCGUGUACAUACGCAUAUAUUACGAGGCGAAGGCGCGCGCCCGUCGUGGGAUACGGAAGAAGUACAGGCCACGGCCCGCGGCUCCGGCGCCCGCGUCGCCCAACAUCCGGCAGACGAGCUUCACGCACACGACCAGCAGCAUCGGAUCGGGUUCAGCUGACAACAAGCAGGGCUCAGCGCCCGCGGAGAACGUCGCCACCAUCGAGAGCCAACCCGUCCAGAUACCCAUUGUUACCUGCGACCUAGCGAGCGACGUCAGCACCUCGGAGGCUGAUCCUGCGACUGGCAACAUACCCAUGGAUGAGAAGGAAACGCUUAAGGUGACGAUGCCGUUGUCGAUGCCCAAGUCGAUCCUAAAGAGCUCGUUGUCGGUGAACGGUGGCGAGGGCGCGUCAACCGGGAUGCCGGCACGCUGCCGGGCUCCGAGCGUCGGCAUCGACGUCGACAUGAUCUCGGAGUUGGACCCCUCGUCCUCGGACAGCGGCGUGGUGUCCCGUUGCGCGGUGGUCAAGCCGCUGAAGCUGCGCUUCUGCAAGCCGAUCUUUGGGCGCAAGGCGCUCGACAAGAUGCGCCAGCAGGAGCAGCACCACCACAAUCAGCACGUGCAGUUCGACCAGAAGGAGGUGGAGGCAAAGUCCCAGAAGCCGAGGGACCCGGAGCGCGAGAAGCGCCGGCUAGCGAAGAAGAAGGAAAAGAGGGCGACCCUCAUACUCGGCCUCAUCAUGGGCAGCUUCAUAGCUUGCUGGCUGCCCUUUUUCUUCCUCUACAUCAUGAAGCCGCUCUUCCCGGACCUCGAGAUACCCGAGCAGGCCUUCGCCGUCGCCUUUUGGCUCGGAUACAUGAACUCGGCCCUCAACCCCGUCAUCUACACCGUAUUCAACAAGGACUUUCGCAGGGCCUUUCGGAGGAUACUCUUCAAAUAGCCAAGCUAUUAACUGGCAUUCGCUCGCUGGCUAUG
Copidosoma floridanum is the source of this 2137-nucleotide messenger RNA. RefSeq names its product alpha2-adrenergic-like octopamine receptor (gene Octalpha2R). Lineage: Eukaryota; Metazoa; Arthropoda; Insecta; Hymenoptera; Encyrtidae. Gene Ontology annotation, molecular function: G protein-coupled receptor activity. The record is from RefSeq and is a predicted model, not a curated record. Gene Ontology annotation, biological process: G protein-coupled receptor signaling pathway. Gene Ontology annotation, cellular component: plasma membrane.